Aspergillus calidoustus is the source of this 384-nucleotide messenger RNA. Lineage: Eukaryota; Fungi; Ascomycota; Eurotiomycetes; Eurotiales; Aspergillaceae. The record is from the annotation of a GenBank genome assembly.
AUGUCGGCUCCCUCAACCGCAAGAACUGGUCUCGUCGGUGCCCCAGCCUGUGGCGAUGUCAUUCGCCUCGACAUUCAAGUGGACGAAGCGACCGGAAAAAUCACAGAGACCCGUUUCAAGACCUUUGGCUGCGGAUCGGCCAUUGCCAGCUCGAGCUAUCUCACAACCCUCCUGAAGGGCAAGACCCUGGACGAAGCUUCCAAGAUUUCCAACACCCAGAUUGCUUCUGAACUUUGCUUACCACCCGUCAAGCUGCACUGUUCCCUCCUUGCCGAAGAUGCCGUGACCGCGGCUAUUAAAAACUACCGAUCGAAGAGAAUCGCACCCGCCACAGACCUCGCCGGAACCGCCAAGGAGCUUCCCAAGGAAGCUAUGCAAGCGUGA